UUAACACGUGACUAAUCCCUGCCUCACGUGACUAAUACUGUGAGCAGCAGAUCCAGUCAUGGCCGACGACUACAGGCGACAGGGGUUCGAGUUGGAGAGACGGAUAUUUGAGUUAGAUAUCAAGUGUUCCACCCUCAAAGCAGAAAAACAAGAUGAUGACUACCUUCAAAAUGCUUCCACCAUUCUCGACAAACUGAAAAGUUACUAUAGACAGGGAGGAGAUGGUAACAACCUGUCCAAGAUUCUUCAGGACUACACCCAGGUGGUCCUCGACAUCACAUUUUAUGAAGAGAAUAAACUGGUAGACCAGGAGUUCCCCGAGGACUGCUCACCUUUUAAAAUCCAGCAGCUACUCCAAGACCUGACAGAGCCUGAAGUUUUGGCUGGGAGGCUCGCACCUGCACAAGAGGUGCAGUCCAUGUUGGGCCUUGAGCUGUUAGAAUGCCUUUAUUGGAGACGUGGCGCUCUUCUCUACAUGUACUGCCACACCCUGCAUCAACGGAAGCAGUGGAUUAAGAAAAAUAAAGAUACGUUUCUUAAGUGUAUCCAGGAAGGUGUGCGCUACCUAAUGCGAAUGCUGCAGGUGAGGAAUUCAGUGAAGCUCAACGACGGCGUGGUGCUACAUGAUACUGCCACAGCAAACUUCCUUUCUGAAGGCAUCUUCUCAGACACGCACCUCCUAACAAUGAUGUACAUUGGGGAAAUGUGCUUUUGGGCUGUGAAGUAUGAAGACUGCAGUGCUGAGAAUAUGGAUCAUAAAGAAGACCGCCUCCAUUUUCGGGACAUUGGGACACAAAUCCUAAACAAAUAUGUGUUGGCUUGUGAGGGUCCUCUGCAUGGCCAGGGCUGGAACACAGAGAACGCCAAGGAAAUCCUGAGUAUCUUACAGUGAGCCAAACUGAAUCUGUGUUGCCCUCCAAGCACAGAUGUACGAUCAGUAUUCAGCGUGGCAACCUUACAUUCAUAAAAGCAAGUUUUGGAACGUUGUUGUCGGACGAGAUGAGUGAAGAAUGUUGGGUGCCAUCAGGCGACCUCAUCUCAUGCCAAACCACCCUAUCCGAAUAUGGUGAAAUUGUAGAAGUGACAGGGCGAGCUGAGGAUGCUGUCUUUUUCCUUUUUAUCACCCUGUUCUGCUGAAAAAGCAGUAACCUUGAUUCCAGACUGUUGGCUGGGGCACUUGUUUAACGCUAAGAAUGUGUUAUAAUAACAUUGAUAUUAAUAUAAAAUAAUAAUUAACAAAAAAAGUAUUUUUUUUUCCAUAAGAUUAGUUGAAAGUAAUCCGGCUGGAUAUGAAGCGUUGCACAGCUACAUUUUAUUUAUUGCUUUGUUGCCAUAUUGUUUAUGCUUUAAAUAUAUGAUCAUCUUGCAUACGCAUCAUUUCAAGUGGCACUAAAAACAAAAGGUUCACAUCCGAAAUGUACUUCAUGUUCAGGUAUCGACAGCACUCACAUGUACUCCCACCUAUUGCAAGCUCCAUUUUCUUUUUGCCACUUUUAUUACUUUAUGAUGACUGAUUAAAGAAGUCGACCUGUUUUUUAAUGUCAUUGUUGACAAUAAACACCUGCGUUGUUUUAUGAAA
Synchiropus splendidus (mandarinfish) is the source of this 1579-nucleotide messenger RNA. It is a transcript of the gene rimoc1, whose product is annotated as rab7a interacting mon1-ccz1 complex subunit 1. The record is from RefSeq and is a predicted model, not a curated record. The transcript has 6 exons. The coding region runs from base 59 to 892 and encodes 277 amino acids. Gene Ontology annotation, biological process: mitophagy. Lineage: Eukaryota; Metazoa; Chordata; Actinopteri; Syngnathiformes; Callionymidae.